AUCCUACCAAGGCGUGCACCUGACUGCAGCCCCAGGGACAUCUCAGGGCACAAGUAGAGUGUGAAAUGGCUGCUUGGGGAGUGCUUGGCCUGACUUCUGCCUACACCUCGAUUCGAUAAGUUUCUGAAGAAGGAGUGCAAUACACCUACAUGAAGGGGUGGAGUGUCUUCUGCUGGACAAAUGGAUGGAGUGAACGCUUGCCCUCCCCAGUACUACUGUGUAAUGUGAGGCAGCUAAACGUGUGGCUUUGAUUGUUCUCCUACUGCUUCUCUGAUUUUUACUGAAGACACCUUGCUGCCCCGAUGCCAGACAUCACCUGAAAUGAGAAGAGAUGCUCAAGUGCUGCGAAGAUGAACACUGCUUUCCUACAAAUUCUUUAUGAUUCAGCUUACUGAAGACAAGAACUGAAGGCAGCACUCGUGCUUCCUGUUCCUGCUCCCAUUGAAGGAACGCAGACCUUGUUUUUGCCAGCGCUGAGAAAGGAGCGGGGAUGUUACUUUUUACAGAUCUUGGCAGCUCUCUUGGAAUUCCUCAGCAUGCAGGCACAGACAGUGGGGGUACAUAGGGAAUCCUCCAGCAGCUGCAAGCAUCAGUCCAGCCCCUGUGCUCCUCCACAGUCCCAGUGCUCCCUGGAGUUUCCUUACAGGCUUCCUCUCUGGCUGGGGAAGGUUCACGCCUGCUCAAUACUGGGCUAGUCCUAAAUCUGCUUGAAGCAGGAUCUCAAUGGCAGUUCAAAUUAUUUUUUGUUCCUUAUGUGCUAUGGACUCUCUGAAUACCUCUGUUUUGAGCUCCACACAGUGCUAAGGCACAGCACUUUUUGACAAAGCAGGAAGGCUUUGUUAUUACAGAACAUACUGCGCUGCUUGUAGCAGUUGUAUGCAGUUGUGUGUAAGAGCGUGCUGACAAGAGACCAGCUUUGAUACUGGUGACACAGCAAGGCAAGUUUAAAGAUAUUGUUGCAAAUGCGUAUUUAACAUUCACACUGCCUGUGAGUCUCUGUGCUCUUUACUGAGAUCCUGGCCAACAAUUUGGGGGGCUGCAGUCAGAAUCACACCACAUAGCGCCAGAAAUCUCAGCUCACCAGGAACACUUCUGUGACAAAAAAUGCCCCCUAACAUGGAAUGUUGAGCCACCAAUGAGCGUUUUUAUUUUAUUAUUUCAAUUACACCGUUCCCAAGUCAAAUGUAUUUUGCUGAGAUUUCCUGUGUUGUUCUGUGAUUGUUUGAAUUCCUAUUUUAUUUUCCACUUGGCUGUCACAACAAAGCUGAAGGAUCACAUCAUAGGACCGGGAGGUAGAAGUUGUCUAGGACUCAAUCCGUGUGCUUUGUGGGACCACUUAAACUACUGUCUUGCAAACACUUCCUCUCCUUUAUGUGUAAAGCAAUCUGAAAUGCUAGCACACAUCACAAAUACUGGGAGCUUCUCCCUAUUAAAUGCUUGUCAGGCAUUCAAGACACCCUUCUGGAAGGUGACACUGAAGCACAGUGUUUCAGUUGAUCCUUUUGGAAAAUUCUGGGUCAGGUUCCUUCCUUUACUGGACUUAACUGGAGUCACUGGACAGUGGUUGACUGACCUGCAGAGAAGUUUUUGUACUGACUGUUUAGUAACCAAUACCAGUAAAUUGAUGCAACUCUGAAGUGGGCUGAAGUAAGAUGAGUAAAAGUGAUUUUACUGAUGGAGCUUAUUUGUACAAAUUUAUCAAAACAAACGAUUCAGCAUGUCUUCUGUGCCAGUGUAUCUGUGUCAGCAGGAACAGCUGUGGUCAUUUAAUUGUAUUUAUAAGUUUCUGGUGUUUCACUUCUCCCUUCUUAGAGGAGUUAGAUUCCAACCAGUGCUGAAUAUUUUACACAAGACAAUCUUUGGUAACAUAAGCAAUCCCUCUUAAGAUUUUUUUGCUGCCUCCUUGAAAAUUUCAAGUGACUGCUUAUAAUUUUUGUGAGCUCAGCAAUUUGUUAUGUUUAUUCAUACAAUGUGUACAAAAAACUGUUUUGUAUAAUAGUGUUUGUGGAGGCUUAAAGCACUGUAUUCUAUCACCAUUAAAAUGUUUCUUUGUAAUUCUGCUCACACAUACAGAAACAGUUUACUGUCAGGAAAAGGAGGGCUGUGUUCCCAACCAUGUACUAAAUGGAUAAAAUUCCAGCAAAUUGAAUUGGAAGAGUAAAGACAGUCACACAUAACCUUCACUCUGUCCUCUGUCUUACUCUGCAAAGAUGAAUCAAGAAUGUGUUUGUCAUUGUACUUGAUGAUACCUCGUUCUCAUGCCCUUAUGUAUAUAUGGUUUUUGACAUAAAGCUCCUUAAGGCUGAGAUUUCUUCUUCCUGUGAGACUGUCCUCUUUACUGUGAUUGUGGCUGACGAUACGGUGGGCUGCAGUCAGAAUCACACCACCAGAAAUCUCAGCUUUUCAGGAACACUUCUGUGAAGCAAGUGUUGGACGUUGGACAAUUCCUGUCAUCCUGCAGACAUACCUUAUAGCAUCUCUGAUGAGAACUGGAAAAGCCUGGUUAAUGAAGUCAUCCAUAUUUGUCCUUCAGAUGGAACCACCUUGGUGGGAACUGCUUGCUGGUGAUGACUUUCAGUGAUGUGCCUUUUAGUAGGUUUAUGAUUUAAUUCAGAAUGAGAGUUAGCUAUCCCUCUUAUGUCUAUUCAUGUGAGAAAUUGAAAAUUGUGUAUAAAACAAUGUGAUCUAGCUCUUCCGUUUUCCAGUCUUGUGGUUUUCUUAAGUUCUGCAUUAUGGUGGUAGGAAGGAGAAGGACUCAACAUGUCCCAUGGGACCUAGGAUAUAGCAAAUCAUUGUCUGUUUACAUUGUCUGUUCGAUGAGGCACUGGCACAGGCUGCCCAGGGAGGUGAUGGAGUCACUGUCCCUGGAGAUGUUCAAGAAGUGUGUAGAUCUGGCAUGGUGGGACACGGUUAGUGGGCAUGGUGGGGAUGGGUUGACUGGUGAUUCUAGUGGUCUUUUCCAACCUUAAUCAUUCUGUGAUUAUAUGAUACUCGCUCUGUCAUCAGUGAACUGCUCCGAAGAACAGCCUGGUGUACAGAAACUGUGGCAGAACCAUGUCUGUGUGCUAACACUCCAUUGUGUGAGGCUUGGUAGGAAAACUUGGGCUCCAUCGAAAGCACCGCAUCUGAAGUUGCUGCUCCAAGCACUGUGGACGCAGUGCAGCAGUCAGCAGGACCCAUGGGCUAAAUAUUCAACAAUGACCUCCUCCAUGUUCUUAAUAAUCUUCCACAUGUGCAGCUUUUGAUGUAAAUGGGUGAGAUCUUGCCAACACAUCUAUAUCCAUGCUCCCAAAGAUUAGUAUCUUGUGGGAGAUGGUUGGUAGAGCAUCUUUUGCAUCCAGUUUAUUUCAUCAGUUUUUAUUUUCACUUUAACCUUGGUCUCCAUCUGCAGCUGCUGGUCCACCAUUACCAGCUUUUUCUUCCCUUCUGUUGAUAGUUCUUUCCUCUUGUGCCCCUGCAAUCAUUUUAUCCACAGUUAUCCAUCCAGAAAUAGCUUUCUUUUAGGAAAGUCCAUGUAAGUACAAGUAUUCUGCCAGCAUAAACAUAAGCACAUAGUUUUGUCACCUGCUCUGCCGUUAUGGAAAAUGGGACCUGGCUGUCUCUCAGGCACAUGGGCACACGCUCUGCCUCCCGAGCCAGCCAUGCAGACGCAGCCAUCUUCUCACCCUCUUUAUAAGGGCUCAGGAAUGUUACAGGUCACUGUAGGGCCAUUUCUUGCCCUACCCAAGAAUAAGAGAUUCUUGUUAUUUCUGGUAUUUUUGGGCAGCUGAGAACUGUAAGUCUAACAAGUGCUGGAUUAUGGCAUGGAGGAAUAUAGGAUUUAUUGUUUCUUGAAAGAAACCAGGUGAUACAGGGGAAAUAGUGAUGCCCAGUUGUCUUUGAAAAUUAACAGCUGGGUGAUGAGUGUUGUUUUGAUGUUUCAUUGUCAAGCAGUUAGCUGAACUUUGUUGUACAGAUCUCUGUAAAGGUUUGUGUUUGUGCUUUGGUUCACGUCUAGCAAAACCAGAAAUGUGUGUCACAGAUAUGUUUUGUUACUCAGACAACAAGAACAGAGUUUGCAUGGGUGAAAUCCCUCAUGGUUAUUAACUUAGAUAGUUUCAUAUAGCAGGCUUUGUUAAAGUCAGACUUCCUUUCACUAGAAAAAUAAAGUAGUGAGAGGGAGAGCUUAGCCACUUGGGAGCAAUCCUCAGUUCAAGGUAUUGGUCCAUCUGAGAGCUGCCUCAUCACCUAGUUAAAUGACCUGGGCACACAUCCCAGCCUUGACCCACUUCUAGAGCGAGCUUGUAAGUCAGGAGCCUGAAAUCCUUUCAUCUCUGGGGAGGGUGUUAGCAAGUGUCUGCACACUGCUGAGGAGGCAUUUCGCUAUAUUCACCUGCCAGCUAGGAAUCGAGUGCAUUUUUCAACUAUUUCAUAUAUGAAUCUCGUACAUAGACAUCAGGUAAUAUCAUUUUCUUAUCAAAAGCUCAAAGCAUUCACUAUGAAGGCAAUUGUUCUGUAUGUUAUUAAGCUUACAGAUUCUUCUGUUCCCUGUCCUUUGUUCAGAUAGCAAGGAGAGAGUUGAGCUGAUUAAUUCAACCUUGCUGGUCAUCUUAGUUUUCUUGUGCAUUCAGUGGAGGAAGUCAGCACUUCUAGGUCAAGACUCGUUUCAUCUUUGACUUUGACAACUAAAACAGGACAGACAAACUGUGCACUGAACAUGUCCUUUUCUCUCAGUCGACUACAAAGGCAUUUUUUUCAGGCAUUCUUUAUUUAAUUUAUGUUCUGCCAUUCUCUUUCCAAGCUUGAUAUGGUUAAGCGAUACACACAAAUCACAAGAGAGUGCUUUAUCUUCAGUGUGAUGGUUUUUUAAAGAUCUCAUGCAGAUGUUGCUGCUUCCUUUUUUUUUUUUUUUUUUUUUUUUUUAGGAAUGGGGAUGAAUUUCUUAACUCAGAUAUAAUAAUUUACAUAAAUUCUAUGCAGUAUCAAUACCCACCUCAACCACUAGCUGAAUUAGCUGAAUGUGGGCAGUCAGAAGCAGAGUAUUUGUACAGUCACAGGCUUGUGAGCUUCUUGUCAAAAUUUUACUCUAACUCUGCUCUUGGUUAAGGCUCUGAUUCAAGAAGAGCCACAGCAUAUUUUUAGUACUGUUUUGCAGGGUUACUAUCCUCAGUAUGGUGGGCUGAUCUGCUCACAAACCACCUACCACCUCAGUUUACAAAAUAGUGGUUCAGAGUGCAGGUCUGAUCAUUAUCUGGUGGAAGUUCAUUCUUUUGAAAUCUAUAGACCUACAUCUGUUUAUACCAGAUGAGCAACUAGCCAAACACUGAAGUGUUGUUGGAUCCCCAAUCCAACUACAGAAGCAACCCUUUUUGUUUCUGUUAAGAAAGAAAUCAAGGCAGCCACCACCAGAAAUGCAGAAAGUAUGAAGUUAAACCUGAACUGGAGGGGAGGAGGUAGGGAACUGAGGCUUCUGAAAGCAAGGAAGGCAAAGAUAACUCUAGUUUGUCCUGACUGACACAAGAUGGUAAUCUUUGCAUCUGGCACACUGUAAACAUUAAUUAUGGAUACUGAUUUUAUGAUACAUUUCACAUGGGUGUGACUCAGCCAGCAAGUAUGAGGAUUUCUCUCUGUGCUGACCUUUCUAAUAUUUACAUGAAAAAUGGGAGGUUGUGUUUUGGGACACAUUGUGAAAUGCUUCUCUGUGUCCCAUGCUUGGAUUCUUGGUCGUUGCAUCUCCUUUUGCUCCCAAACAUCUGCUUUCACUGCAGCUGUCCAGGAUGUGUCUGCUCCUCUCUGCACUGCCAGGGUGACAUCCUUCCACAUGGAAAAGCAGGGAGACAGAGGGGAACAGACAUGUGGGUCCAACAUAGCCAAAAAUGAAUUUGUCCUAUUCCUCCUCAAAAUAAGUCAAGUCAUCGUGAUGGUUUCUUAUUUUCUCUUCUCAGACUCUGUACAUGGCAAAAUAAAAACAAAAUGACCCUCUCUGUCUAUCGUUAAUGUCUCUCUGUAACAUUUUUAUUUGCAUAUGGCUGACCUGACUCACUUCAUUUUUGCUCUGAAAACUUUCCUUUAACAAAUGUCAUAAGUGAUGUUUUUCAUAUCUUAAAGCUCUAUUCCUGUAAGCUCUAUCUGUAUUAAGAGGCUGCUCAGAGAGGCUGUGGGAUCUCCUCCUUGGAAAUAACACGGCCCUGGGCUGUGGUGCCCUGCUCGGACAGGCCUGCAAGGCCGGAAAGGCCGGGCCUGAGGCCUCCUGGGAUCCUCUCUUCAGUCACCUGAGCUCUAAUCAUAUACGCUGUAGUCCUUAGCCCUCAGAUAUUUAAGUCAAGGCACUUAGGUGCUAGCAGUUCAGCACUGCUAGCCCAAGUGUGAAAAGAGUGGUCAUAAUUUAGAGACAUUUGGGAUGCAAGGACAGGGCCUUCAUACAUGCAGAAAUGGCCUAGGAUGCAAGGAUAUGCCCUCAAGUAGCACUAAGAAGGGUUAGAUUGGGUGUCAGGAAGGAUUUCUUCACAGAAAGGGUGACUGGGCAUUGGAAUGGGCUGUUCGGGGAAGUGGUGGAAUCGCCAUCCCUGAAGGUAUUUAGGAGAUGUGUGGACAUGGCACUUAGAGAUGUGGUUUAGUGGUGAGCCUGCAGUGUUAGGUGAGGGUUGGAGUUGAUGAUCUUAGGGGUCUUUUCCAACCGAAAUGUUUCCAUGAUUUUAAAAUGCUGCAUUUUUUCAGUGGCUUUCUUUUCAGACCAGAGCAGUCAAAGGAUUUAAGAUCUCUCUGGAAACAUCACCAAACCUCCACUGUAUUCACAGGAGCUGAGAUGCUCCAGUUGAAACCACCCCCUGAAAGCCACCUACCCAAAAAGAGACUUUCAGUAAAUUUGUAAUUGGGAGUUGAUGCUUUAUAUAAACUCCUACAAAAACUGAUGGUUGAGUAAAAUCUGUGACUUGCUUAGACACAGAUCUCUUUAUGCCUUCUCAUUUAUAGAUAUGCUGCUUUUUCAAAUGCUAGCAGCUUCUCAUAUUUGCCAGCAGUGAGAUCUACUGAUUUCAUUCACUGGAAAAAUGUAUAAGCUAUUCUGUUAGUAAUCUAUUAAGCUAUUAUUCAGUUAAUUUACAGUUGGACAGAAGACAUCUAAAUAGUCCCAGACCUAAUUUAUCUGUCUUGAGAGGGUUAUAUCUUAAUGAAAGAAACAGCGAGCAAAAAAUGAAGAGUUUGGCCCAAAGACGCCAGUCUGCACCAUCCUUGAUCUUCGUCAAAGCACUUAACAGAUCUAGAUCUGUCUCAAGGGAAGGCUGCUUCUCCCCCAUCAGCCCGGAGGCAUGUCCCCUUGUGCAGUCCUUCAUGUGCCACAACAGGACUUUCCUCCUUGAUGGCCACGUGCAACUGAAGACAGGCCUGCAGACCCAAGAGCGACACCUCUUCCUCUUCACAGACCUUCUGGUUGUUGCCAAGUCCAAGUCGCACUCUCAUUUCAAACUGAAGUGCCAAGCACGUCUCUGUGAGAUGUGGACAGCAUUUUGCACAGAAGAAGUCUGCGAAGGCAGCACCGACCCGGAUAGGUCCUUUGUUUUGGGCUGGCCCACCACAAACUGUGUGGCAAAUUUCAGGUCUGCAGAGCAGAAGGAAACAUGGCUCUCCUUUUUGCAAAGUCGAAUAAGGGAAGAGAAAGAGAAAGACUAUCCUAAAAGCAUUCCUCUGAAGAUAAUUGCAAAGGAUGUUGGAACCUGUGCAUAUUCUAAAACCUUAAAUGUAACCAAUGUUGAUACAGCCAAUGAUGUCAUUCUCAUGGCCCUGCAGCAGCUGGGAAUUUCUGGCUCUGAAAAAGACUACAAGCUGUGGGUGAUUUCAGGAAGGGAAGACGCUCCGUACCCUCUUAUUGGGCACGAAUAUCCCUUUGGGAUCAAGAUGAGCCACAUCCGCGAUGCAAUGCCUCAUGGCUCGAAGCACUGUGCCUGCCCCAGGCAGCUGCAGGGCUCCUUCCUGACAGAGCAGCUGCCCCAGGAGCUGCAGUGCCAGUUCGUGCUGAAGCCAAGCCGUCUGGCUGAGAGCCCACCGCUGCACGACUUGAGCCAGAAGUCAUUUAAAAGGAAAAGAUCCAUCAUAAAUUGGGCUUUCUGGCGUGGCCCAGGCACCCACUUGGACAACGCGCCCCUCUCCUCGACAUCUGCUGCCCCUGGGAAGCUCUUUGGCCUGCUGCUAACAGCCAUCUGCGAGGAUGACAACCUGCCCAAGCCUCUCCUGGACAUGCUUUCCCUCCUGUACCAAGAAGGCCCUUCCACUGAGGGUAUUUUCAGACGCUCUGGAAGUGCAAAGACUUGCAAAGAGCUCAAGGAGAAGCUUGAUUCAGGAGCUGAAGUGGACUUAGCCUGCGAAUCCAUAUUUGUGACAGCAUCUUUGUUUAAGGAUUUUCUUCGCAACAUCCCAGGCAGCAUUUUGACAUCCCAGCUUUGUGAUAAGUGGGUCUCUGUAAUGGAUCAAGGAAAUAACGAAGAGAAGAUAAAAAGCAUCCAAAGGUUAAUAGAGCAACUCCCCAGAGCUAAUGUUGUUCUGCUACGUUACAUCUUUGGAGUACUACAUGGUAUAGAAAUGCGAUCUGAAGAGAACCAGAUGAAUGCAUUUAAUCUUGCCAUCUGCAUUGCACCCAGCCUGCUCUGGCCUCCUGCUUCCUCAUCUCCUGAUGUAGAAAGUGAAUUCACAAAAAAGAUUUCCAGUCUGGUGCAGUUCCUCACUGAGAAUUGCUGCAAGAUUUUUGGAGAGGAGAUUAACUCCCUCUUUGGAGAAAUCCUGAUGACAUGCAAGAGAGAAAAUGGCUCAGAUGUGGCUUCCCUCCAUCUGAAUGACUCUUCCUACGACAGCCUGGAAAACGAGGCAAACGAUGAAGCCGACUCCUCUUCCAGCGACUGGAUCAAGAACCGAGAUCAGGAUAACAGGAGCAGGGAGUCUGUCUUCACCCUGAGUGAUGGCGAUUCAGAGCAGACCGAGGUGGAUGAAAUCCAAAAUAAAACCAAAUCAAAACAGUUGACAAUUUCUGUCGACGUACACCGUAAGUUUUCGUCGCAAGAAAAUUCAGAGAAGGAGUCUCUCUGCUCCAGCGCAUUGGGCUUCACUUCAGCAACUACCUCAGGUGUCCUCAAAACCCUAAGGAGACACAGGCGCUCCUCAGAGCCCGCCAUCGGCCUCCUUGCCUCCAGUUUUGUCCACACUGGUGAUGGUCACGAGAAGGCAGCACGCAAAGCCAGCUGUGAUGUUGUCCUCUCUUACGAAGAUGAAGACUAUCUCCAUCAGCUUCGGUCAUUGCAAAUGGAAGGACAAAAGCUUAUCAAUCAGAGCUUGAUCAUAGGGAUUAAUGUUGGUAAAAGUGACAACACAAACCAAAAUGUUGAAAAGAAAGACUUGUCCCAUUGCCUUCUGCCUCCAACGCCAGAAGGAUUAAAUAUUUGCUCAGGAUUUAGCUCUUCUAGCCUGUCUUCUCCCGGGACAUCUCCAUCUCUGUCAUCAAUGAGCUCCCUGGACAGUGCUUUCUCUCAGUUUUCAGACCAAUCUGUGUUUACCCCAACUGAAACCUCCUCCCCUUUUGAUAUCAGCACUUUUCAGCCAGUAAAGAAACAUGAAGAGACUGCCGCUGAGCCCCCUGAUGACUAUUUGGUUGCACCCAGCAGGGUGCCCCCAUCUCCACAGCCUACCCAGGCUUUGGCUGAGGGGAGCUUGCUGGAGCCCAACAGCAGGCCCACACCUCUGAAACUUACUGAAGGAGUCGACGGCUAUCUGGUUAAGCCUGACAUUCAGCCAUUACCUCUGAAAGCCGCAGGAAGAGACAGACUUCAUGAUCUGAGAUCAAAGAGGAGGUCUAGGAGAGGAUUGCAGCAAUCCAAAGUUUGAAGAGACUGACCAAAGCUUUUUUUUUGCAGAGGAAUCGUAACGCUUAAAAUAAACACCAUAAAGAAAAUGCCUUCGGUGUUAAUGCGUGUUCAUUUUAAGUUCAAUAUCCAGGUUGUUCAAAUUCAAUUGAGCAGUCCCUGAACUCAUGGGUUUUCUUUUUUCCAGGAAACUGUUAACGUUCCUACAUAAAGCUUUGCGAAAGAAUAUUGUAAGAAUAAUCCAAAUUGCUGAAAGCAAGCAAACAGAAACUCCUGAAAACCUGACAAGGUCCCAGGCUCUAAGUAAGAAAGCACCCUGCUCUUGGAGCCCCUCGGGCAGCAGGGCGCCUGCUGGGACUCCCCGUGACCACUCGUGUGUUGAGCCUUGCCCAUGUGAGUCCCAGUCAUGUGUGCUUUGACGUAGCGUGCAAAGUCAGUGUAGAUCCCAUAACUGUGGUAUGAUACUACUGUUCUGAAACUGAUAGGUAUGACCUUUGUUGUCCUCUGAGGAAUAAAUGUAUUGUUUUUUGUUUCUGAGGUACGUUCGAUAGGUGUAGUUAUUUCUCUCAUGCUGCAAAGGAAAGAAAAGAAAUAAGCUCAAAGAUAUGUGAAGAUAAAUGCUGAAGCUUGUAACUAACACCCCCCAACCCUCUGUGUUCAGUCAUUUAUUGUGCUUUGUUGGCUGUUCUGUUCAUGUUUAAGUUGUGAAUAGUUUCUUAAGAUCGCUGUAAAUGGCAUUAUGUAUUAUUGCAAGCAGAACACAUGUAAUUUUAUUAUGCAGCACCUAAAACAUCAUAUAAUAUAUUAAAAGUAUUGCAUUAUCUAAAUGCUUUGAGUUUGUAUAAUAUAUCCUGAUAAAUUUUGCUAUUAUAUAUGUUCUGAAAAAAUGUGUAUUUUUGUACUUGCAAAAACUGCUGCUAAUUUUAUGAGUUCUGUUUUGUUGUUACAGCACUGGUACUGAUGUGUAUGCAUUCAAUGCUAUAUAUUAAAUAUUAUUUGUUAUGUCA
Messenger RNA from Gallus gallus (chicken), 10831 nucleotides. RefSeq names its product Rho GTPase activating protein 20 (gene ARHGAP20). The coding region runs from base 7171 to 9846 and encodes 891 amino acids. The transcript has 15 exons. The record is from RefSeq and is a predicted model, not a curated record. NCBI's taxonomy places the organism in Eukaryota, Metazoa, Chordata, Aves, Galliformes, Phasianidae. Gene Ontology annotation, biological process: signal transduction; regulation of Rho protein signal transduction. Gene Ontology annotation, molecular function: GTPase activator activity.